UAAAAGCCAGGCAAACACACAAAAUGGGCAGAGCGGGUGCACUGAGCCUUUAUCGACUACGUCCCAACAAAACUUUGUUCAUGCUCUGUGACGUCCAGGAGAAGUUCAAGCCCGUGAUGCCAUUGUGGAGUGAUUUAAUUGAGAAUAUCAAAAAACUGUUAGCGGCGGGCAAAAUAUUUAAUGUGCCCCUCGUGGUCACGGAGCAAUAUCCUGAGAAGCUGGGCAAGACAGCCGCUGAGUUGGACAUCAAGCAUGCUUGCGCAAACAUACCCAAGACAAAGUUUAGCAUGAUUGUGCCGCCCGUCAUGAAUAAUAUUGACGAUAUAUUCGGUGGCAAGCCAAAAUCGGUUGUACUAUUUGGCGUAGAGACGCACGUUUGCAUUGAACAUACUGCCUUCGAUUUGAUAAAUAAUAAGGUAAAUGUAUGGCUGGCCGCUGACUGCUGCGCCUCGAGGCUCAAUCAGGAUCGGGAUUUAGCAUUGGAGCGACUGCGGGACAUUGGAUGCAUCAUUGCCACGUCCGAGAGCAUUAUUUUCAAUUUGCUGAGCGACAAAAACCACAAGUCCUUUAAGGAUGUGGCGGGACUAGUAAAGAAAACGUCGAGGGACGUGAAGCUGUGGCGUCCCACAAAGGCACCCGCAACAGACAAGAAGUAAGCGGCGCCUUUUAAGUGUUGGGGCCGCUGCAUUUUCUUGCCAUUAAAGAUUCAUUUUGUGUGUCUGCCGGGCUAGCAACUCAUCGAAAUUAUGAAAGGACCACCGGUAGGGCGCUUUGGAUGCCUUGUGCCGUGGCAUCAUAAACAUUUUGGCCAGCGGACAGUUGAAUGGCUCAAGAGUGGCGGUGCCUGUGUAGCGCCUUAUAAGCCGUCUGACGCCACAAUUCCAACAGCAUCAGCAUUAGCAGCAACAGCAGCAGUAACAGCAGCGGCAGCGGCAGCAGCCGUCGCCUCGGCUAAAACAGCAGCCGUUGCAUGUCGGCUCCUGCCGUUUAUAUAUAUAUACCCUGACAUUAUGGUGGCUCCUAGAAAUUGGGCACUAAAAUUUUAUGAUGUAA
This is a messenger RNA of Scaptodrosophila lebanonensis, 1053 nucleotides long. RefSeq names its product isochorismatase domain-containing protein 1. The transcript has 3 exons. The coding region runs from base 24 to 656 and encodes 210 amino acids. Gene Ontology annotation, cellular component: cytoplasm. The record is from RefSeq and is a predicted model, not a curated record. Lineage: Eukaryota; Metazoa; Arthropoda; Insecta; Diptera; Drosophilidae.